Pieris macdunnoughi is the source of this 1092-nucleotide messenger RNA. Lineage: Eukaryota; Metazoa; Arthropoda; Insecta; Lepidoptera; Pieridae. The record is from the annotation of a GenBank genome assembly.
AUGUUAGGGAUAUAUUAUCUAAGAAAGUAUAAAAUCAUGAUACUUUUGAGUAUACUGUUUUUCUAUCUAGGUUGUGGUAUCACUCUAAGUUUUAUACGAAUGGAUUGCGUAGCUGCUUCACAGCAAUUAGCAAAAGAAGCACCAAGUAAAUUUGACAAAAUAGAGUAUGCAGUAUUGGUUUUAAGUGGUCCAGAAUAUGAAGCAAAGAGAGAUGCUAUUAGGGCUACAUGGGCUAACUUUGUGAGCAAUAUUUUUAUUGAAAAUGAGGUGAAAUUGUAUAAAUGGAAUCAUACAUGGGUUGGAUAUACUCCUCAACGAGAUUUUAUCAAAGUAUUCUUUGUUGUGGGGACUCAAGGUUUGAGUGGAGUAAAGUUGGAGAGAUUAAAAGCUGAACAUACGAGAUCAGAUGAUUUACUUCUUCUAGAUAAUUUGGAGGAUAACUAUAAAAACCUUGCUGUAAAAUUAAAACAUUCCCUGCAAUGGGCACAUGCACAUUUAAAAUUUCUAAAGUAUUUAAUUAAAUGUGACGAUGAUUCUUUCCUUCGGGUUGACUUGAUUGUUAAAGAUUUGGAAGCAUUUGCUCCAAACAUGAAUGACCCAGAAAUACGUAGACAUAUUACCAAAAAGCAUUCAUCAAAUGAGUAUAAAGGAUUAUACUGGGGUUAUUUUGAUGGACGUGCCAGAGUGUACCUCAAUGGGAAAUGGGAAGAAAAAGACUGGUUUCUUUGUGAUACCUACCUCCCAUAUGCAUUGGGAGGUGGGUAUAUUAUAUCCAAAAGUAUUGUGGAUUAUAUAGCUAGGAAUGCUGACUUUUUAAGUCAUUACAACUCCGAAGAUGUGUCAAUGGGUGUCUGGACAGCAGCACUUGAAGGCAUCAACAGAGUACACGAUAUACGCUUUGAUACGCAAUGGAAGUCUAGAGGCUGCGAAAAUAAUAUGCUUGUGCGACACAAGCAAACACCCACCGACAUGUUUCAAAUGUAUAGGACGCUGGUCCAUUCACAUGGGGAAAAAUUGUGUAAGACUGAAAAUUCUUUAAGGAAAUAUUACUUUUAUGACUGGAAUGUUUUACCGAGUAUGUGUUGUAAAUGA